UGUGCAGAUAAGGGACCCAGCAAGGUUUUUAGUGUUCAUUCUUCAAGGGGUGUGUGGGCAUAAAUGAAAUUUCAGACAAAUCAGGAACACUUGCAUGGCAAUGGCAUAAAUGCUAUUUUCAGAGAAACGAAAGCUAAAUUCGACAAAAGCACACUGAAAGAUACUUGAUGGAAUGCAAGAAAAGGUAAAUAACAGCCACGCGCUCUGCCCAUCUCCUCGAAACACCCACGGAGUCACAAAACUUGAAUGUAAUCCAAAUUCCAAAUUCCAAACUCCCUUCCCUCCUCUUCUCUCUUAUCUCUGUAUUUCAAAGUUUUGUUUUAAAAUAAUAAUUCAAAAAAAAAAAGUAAGUGAUCUGAACUUGAACUGGGUUUUUGUUUAAUAUUUCCCAUUAUCGGAACAAAACAAAAGGAAUCUGAAAAGUCUGUUUCAAGUGAAGAAGAACAAAAAGAAGAUUACAAGGACUGCAAAAAAGGGUGUUAAUUGAAAAUAAAAAAAAAGGAAAGAAAAAAAUGGGAGAAACAGAGAACCAUCAACACCCACCGCCACCGCAAGUGGUUGUACCGCCGGCUGCACCACCGAAUCUUGCGCUUUCAAGGGGACCUACUUGGGCUCCUGCUGAGCAACUCCAUCAGCUUCAGUACUGCAUCCACUCCAACCCUUCUUGGCCUCAAGCGCUUUUGCUGGCUUUCCAACACUACAUCGUGAAUCUUGGAACUACAGUCUUAAUUGCAAAUACUUUCGUGCCUCGGAUGGGUGGGGAUCAUGGUGAUAAAGCCCGGGUUAUUCAAGGGUUGCUGUUUAUGUCAGGCAUUAAUACUCUGCUUCAAACGCUUAUUGGCUCACGGCUUCCCACAGUGAUGGGUGCAUCUUUUGCAUACACCUUACCAUUGUUGUCGAUUAUCAAUGAUUAUACUGAUGAGGCCUUCGCAUCUGAGCAUGAUAGGUUUGUCCGUGGUAUGAGAACGAUUCAAGGAUCACUAAUUGUUUCUUCCUUUGUCAACAUCAUCCUUGGGUAUGGCAGGGCAUGGGGGGAGCUGACAAGAUUCUUUAGUCCCAUAGUCGUGGUGCCACUGGUUUGUCUCGUUGGUCUUGGUCUGUUUGCAAGAGGUUUCCCAUUGUUAGGUAACUGUGUGGAAAUUGGCCUGCCUAUGCUUAUUCUGCUGGUUAUUUCCCAACAGUACAUGAAGCGCAUCCAUUCAAGGGCCAAUCUUAUACUUGAGAGGUUUGCUUUGCUUUUUUGCAUCGGAAUUAUCUGGGCUUUUGCUGCAAUCCUUACUGUGUCUGGUGCUUACAACAAUGUUAAGACUGCGACUAAACAGAGUUGCCGCACAGAUCAAUCUUUCCUAAUAUCAUCUGCGCCUUGGAUUAAAAUUCCAUAUCCGUUUCAGUGGGGUACGCCUAUAUUCAGGGCUAGCCAUGUUUUUGGGAUGAUAGGUGCUGCUCUUGUUUCGUCUGCAGAGUCAACUGGAACAUUUUUUGCUGCAGCUCGGCUUUCUGGUGCCACAGCCCCUCCGGCACAUGUACUCAGCAGAAGUAUUGGCUUGCAGGGUGUUGGUAUGCUGCUUGAAGGGCUUUUCGGUUCUCUUGUUGGUACUACUGCAUCUGUUGAAAAUGUUGGCCUUCUGGGACUUACACAUAUAGGAAGCAGAAGGGUGGUGCAGAUUUCGACUGCUUUCAUGAUAUUUUUCUCUGUAUUUGGGAAAUUUGGCGCAUUUUUUGCUUCUAUUCCAUUGCCAAUAUUUGCCGCCAUAUACUGCAUUUUAUUGGGCAUUGUUGCUGCUUCUGGAAUCACAUUCAUACAGUUUACAAAUAAUAAUUCUAUGAGAAACAUCUAUGUUUUGGGUGUCUCUCUAUUCCUCGGGCUAUCGAUUCCUCAAUACUUUGUAGCAAACACAACUUAUGACGGUCAUGGACCAGUUAGAACAAAUGCUGGAUGGUUCAAUGAUAUCUUGAACACAAUCUUCUCAUCACCUGCAACUGUGGCGAUCAUUGUUGGGACUCUGCUCGAUAACACCCUAGAAGCAAAGCAUGUGGAUGAUAGAGGAGUUCCAUGGUGGAAACCAUUCCAGCACAGCAAGGGAGAUGUUAGAACUGAAGAGUUCUACAGCUAUCCCCUCAGACUAAAUGAAUAUAUGCCCACCAGGUUUUUCUAAACACAGUACAUUGUUUGUAUAUUAGCUACAAUACAGAGGCAUGUGUUAAAUCAUUUACAAAACUGUAACUUUUGGUCAAUUAGCGAAAUUUUAAUUCUCUACCGCCGUAGUCUUGUAGCUUUUCAUGGUAGUUAAGUAGUGAAGUGGAUGAAAUUUUAUUUCUGAUUGAUAUUCAAAUGGGUGAGAAAAUAAGAGUGAACUAGUUAAAAAUAUAUUAAUCCUACACACUUGUCAUCUCUUUCUCUGAAU
Molecule: messenger RNA, 2405 nt
Organism: Durio zibethinus
Lineage: Eukaryota; Viridiplantae; Streptophyta; Magnoliopsida; Malvales; Malvaceae
Product: nucleobase-ascorbate transporter 3-like
Biological process (GO): transmembrane transport
Cellular component (GO): membrane
Molecular function (GO): transmembrane transporter activity
Source: RefSeq, a predicted model, not a curated record